AUGAACAGCGCCCCCUCACCUCCCGCUUACUCUGCUGCAAAAGCCCCUGUGUACUCUGCCGAACCAAGAGCCAACGAGACGUUACUGGCCGUGACACGUUCGCAUAGAGGACGACAUUCCUCUCCCACGCGUACUUUUACCUGGUCCAAUGCGUCCAUCGCUCUGUCCAUUCUUGGGAAGGAGGAAGGGUUAGAUAAUCCGGUGUACAGUCAGAAUGGUCAGAUUCGUGCAGAGGUCGCUCUGGAGGACCCGUCAGCCGUAGUGUCUGUUAUUGUAUAUCUCAAGGGAAUCCUCCAGGUCGAAGUCGACCGGACGACACACGACACAUCAGUGGUCGAGGCUUUUAAGAAACCAGUCACCUUUCUAAAUCUUACUCAGAAUCUCUGGCCCAUGCCAGACGAAUCGUCGUUGACACCCCCGGCCCAGUGUCCAAGCAUACUCCUGUACGAGGAAGCUCUCCCUUCGUCGUACAAAGACGAUGUACGGACAUGCGAGCUUCCACCUACAUUUUCAGCGAGUAUUAUGGAUGUUCAAGGCUUCAAUGUCGAUUUGGAGUACACGGUUACGGUGUGUGUUGCGAGGCGGCGACAAUCCAGAUUUCGAAAGUCUGACGUGCACGAAAAGCUGAAAGCCACAAUUGUCUACAAGCCACGAACUCGCGCAUACCGUCCGGUCUUAUCCAACCCGUUUCCGUUUUCUUCAACGAUCAAAGCCGUCCCUGAAGAAUGGCAUCAAGUUCCAUCCGAGAUGCUCACAUACGCUCGUGCUCAGGCUCAGAAUGUUGAACCGAUCGACUGCCUACUCUUCAUCCCCACAGUCAAAAUAUAUUCUCUGACCGAAGACAUACCGGUAUUCCUCCAACUCCGCGGACGUGUAUCGUCUAUACGUGCCUUUAUGCAUACCCCUACAAACCCCUCCGCUCUUUCGACUCUCCUCAAAAAACAACGCACACCGACAAAGCCUCCCGCCCAGCCUAUCGUUCGUAUAUACAUCUCGCGCCAGAUAACUGCAGCAGCCCAUGGCUAUUCCCUUCGACGAUCGUUCAAAAUCGGAGAGGCGACACUACGGUCUCUUCCUCCGGACGCGGACUUAGCGGACCGACCGUAUGACGGGUUCGCUAGCUUGGAGUACGAAGGCGAGCUCAGAUGCGCGGAGAAUGUGACCGUAGGGAGCUUUGCUAUGGGUCAGUUAUCAGUUAAGGAUUCCAUCGUCGUACAGCUCGUUCCUCCCGACCCGGUCAACUCGCCGCUGAAGGAGCACGAGUUUUCACACCCUAUAAGACUCGUCACGGAUCCUUUCAUAGAAGAACCGGAUUCUCUUCUCUGACUUGUGGUACGAGAAUGAAGUGCUUAGAGCUUUCGUGGCUGCGCGUUUGCUAUACUAUUGUUUUGUUAUCAUCCC
This is a messenger RNA of Stereum hirsutum FP-91666 SS1, 1401 nucleotides long. RefSeq lists its product as uncharacterized. Bases 1 to 1326 code for a protein of 441 amino acids. NCBI's taxonomy places the organism in Eukaryota, Fungi, Basidiomycota, Agaricomycetes, Russulales, Stereaceae. The record is from RefSeq and is a predicted model, not a curated record. The transcript is spliced from 5 exons.